AUUUUCGCUUUAGCCUUUGGUGGUCUCGCUGGUUGCCUUAGGUUCCCACGCCAGGGAAGGAGGUUUCGCCCGCUGUACUGAGGGGUUUCUCCACCCUAACCAGAUAACCAGGGCAGGGGGGGCUUUCCCAUGGCGAGGAAUUGUCCCCGUGAGCCACAACAGGCGUUUCCCCCCACGCACACACCCAGAGCGCUCCGUGCCUAGGUAGCGCUCUCAGGGUGCGUCUCUGGGAGGACUCCUGCCUUCUUACACGCCCAAGCAUGUGCUUUCCAGGCGGGAGCGGCUCCCAGCGCCCUGCCCGCGGCCGGCAGAGACACAAGUCCGCCCUGCACUCUAUCACUACGGAAACCUCCGCUCUCGGCGUAGGUGUGCUGGGCACAUCUUCCAUUCUGGGGGGCAUGGGGAAACAGGGGGUGUAUUACACCGACAUGCACAAGCAAUCAGAGGAGGUUUCUAUGAGCUCGUUCAGGGUCGGUCGAGAGGGGCGAGUUGCGGCAAGCUGCCUCGGUGGUGCCAUUUUUCCAGGUGGUCAUUUACACCUCUCGAUGAACGCGUUAGAUUUAUACUGAUGACCGGAUGCGAAGAAAGAGCUCUGUCACAGCGCUGCUCCCGCGGCAGGGCGGGCUGUAGGGCUGCGGGCAGGGCAGCGGACAGGGCCGCCUCCUCGGCGCUGGGAGCGGGGGCGGCAGGGCUGGGCAGGGGGUGCAGCCAGACGUGCACCCGUCAACUGAUCCAGGGGGAGCACGGAGCACCUCAUGGCUUUGUAUCAAAAAGUUACACCUAGAAAGCUCUUUCUUGUUGAGAAAGAAUUUGCGUGAGGUUUGCGUGGGACCCUUACCCUCUGCCCUCCGAGCCCUCCGAGCUCUGCCUGGCCGAACAUAUUUGAUUCCCCUUGGGGAGGCACAGUAGCUCGUAUAAAAAAAGACAUUGUUGUCUUUGGAGAGCCCUGUGCGCACUUUCAAAAGCUGAUUCUUGAGUUCCCAGCCCCCGCAAUCCAGUUGAUGAGGAAACGCUCUGCGGUCUUGGUGGCACCGUUUCCAUUGGGAUUGGCACCAUUUGAUUGACAAAGUCUCCCAUUCUUCCACCUCUCGAGUGUUAUCAAAAGGAUUGUGUGGGGUCAGAAGCUAUUGAAGGGACGUCCGUGUAGCCGCAUUUCUGCAAACACGGGGUGAAAACCGUGCCUUUCUCAUGAAAAUGCUUCCACCAGGCAGAACGCAUCUCAUCUUCCUUGCUCUCCUCCUUAGCAUUUCUUUUUAACUCGAGUGUUUUACUAAGCAGCAUCACCAGGUAAACGAACAUUUCGCUAAAGGCAGCCUAGGCAGGAUUCUGUCGGGACGGCCACGCUCCCCGGAAGCUGGGAGCAGCUUUCUGUCUCUGGCAGACGAAACUCCGCUGGAGGGUUUGGAAGAAAAGGGAGAGUGAAAGGAGACGACACCAGCGAAGAAGUUUUCUCGCCCGUGGUCCAUGGUCUGACUUGCCCCGUUAUAGCUCAUUUGGGGCGGAAAAGCGGGUGCAGAGGCUGACCUUUACCCGGCGUCCAUCUAGCCCGGCUAAAGAGUAGCUAGACGUACGCCCGCCGGUGUACUCCUAACUCAGCGGUCAGACGGGCACGAGAGCGUUUCACCCACUUCCCGGCAAAGCCGCCGAAUCAUGUCGAUGAGCCCAAAGCAUACGACUCCUUUCUCAGUGUCUGACAUCUUGAGUCCUUUGGAGGAAAGCUACAAGAAAGUGGGCAUGGAGGCCAGUAACUUGGGGGCUCCCCUGUCAGCCUACAGACAGUCUCAGGUUUCUCAGCCGGCCAUGCAGCAGCACCCCAUGGGCCACAACGGAACAGUGACUGCCGCCUACCAUAUGACAGCGGCAGGGGUCCCCCAGCUCUCCCAUGCUACGAUGGGGGGCUAUUGCAAUGGGAACCUGGGCAACAUGAGCGAGCUGCCGCCUUACCAGGACACCAUGAGGAACAGCGCUUCGGCGACAGGAUGGUACGGCACCAACCCGGAUCCCCGCUUUUCCUCAAUCUCCCGCUUCAUGGCGCCGUCCUCGGGCAUGAACAUGGGAGGCAUGGGCAGCCUCGGCUCCCUGGGAGACGUGAGCAAGAGCAUGGCCCCGCUCCAGAGCACGCCGCGGAGGAAACGGAGGGUCCUUUUUUCGCAGGCCCAGGUUUACGAGCUGGAGAGACGUUUCAAGCAACAAAAAUACCUCUCCGCCCCGGAGAGGGAACAUUUAGCCAGCAUGAUACAUCUCACCCCGACUCAGGUCAAAAUCUGGUUCCAGAAUCACCGCUACAAGAUGAAACGCCAGGCCAAAGACAAGGCUGCGCAGCAGCAGAUGCAACAGGAGAACGGCUCCUGCCAGCAGCAGCAGUCUCCCAGAAGGGUGGCAGUGCCAGUGCUUGUGAAGGAUGGCAAGCCCUGCCAAGCAGGCUCCAACACACCCACAGCAGCUAUCCAGAGCCAUCAGCAGCAGGCAGCUACAACGAUCACAGUGGCUACCAAUGGCAACAGCCUCGGACAGCAUCAGAGCCACCAGACAAACAGUGCGGGGCAGUCUCCAGACAUGGGACAGCACUCGGCCAGCCCUUCCUCUCUGCAGAGCCAAGUCUCCAGUUUGUCUCACCUAAACUCUUCUACUUCUGACUAUGGCACUGCCAUGUCUUGCUCCACCUUGCUAUACGGUAGGACCUGGUAAAAGGAUUAAACAAAGAAAAAGGAAAAACAAAAAGGCAAAAAGAAAAAAGAAAAAAAACCCAACAAAUUUUCCCAGUUACACAAAUCUCUGUCCUCUCCAAACUACAGUGUGCUUUUUUCUUCUUUUUAUUUCUUUUUUUUUCUUUUUUUCCUUUUUUUUUUUUUCUUUUUAAUGCUCUUUUCCCUUUCCCCCGUUUUACUGAGCGGUCUCUGCGGACCUCUAAGAGAGAGAGAGACACUUUUUUUGGUUCAAUUUUAUUGUUACUGUUGAUGGUUUUGGGUCUUUAUGUUUUUUCUCCCCCAAAGUUGUUCUAUGGGGUGUAUAAAAAUAUUCAGACUAAUAACCAUGGAGCAGUCUGCAGAAAGGGGACCAUCUUUAGGCAUGGUCUGAAGACUUGGAUAUCAGAUGUACACUUUGCCAGCGUCUAGGACUUGCAUGUAAAUACAAGGAUUUUGGGGGAUGGGGUGGUUUUCCCCCCCAAAAAACGCAUUCGCGUCACCCAGACACAAGAAGCAGCUUCCCCCUCCCCGGUCUCUCCCAGCCCGCCGCCAGGGCCAGCGGAUGGAGACGUGGAGUCAUCAAAGGCUUGGCUUUUAUUUUCCUCCUUACGUUUGAUGUGAACCUGUAGCUGUAUAAUGCUGUCAAAAGUUGGACUAAACCCAUAGUUUUUAGUAGCCUGUAUAUUUUGUUGUAAAAAGAAAAGGAAAAAAAUACAAUCAACCAAACCAACCCCCACCUUUUUUAUGGACACUGAUCACCCCGUCGUAAAUCCUCCGGCAGUUUGUUAUUUGCGCACGCCGCCUUUUCCGGUUGUAACUUAUGUAGAUAUUUGGCUUAAAUAUAGUUCCUAAGAAGCUUCUAAUAAAUUAUACACAUUAUGAAUAUUCUUUUUUAUUUCCCCCUUUGGUUUCCUCUCCCGACGCUACUUUCCUUACAUCUUUCUCCUUUUUUUUUCCCUCCACACCCCCCCCCCCCCCCACUUCUUUUUUUUUCUUGGUGGAAAAACAGCCCGGGAUGUUGUCAGACCCCAGAAGGCCCCUGCCCCUCACAGAGCCCAGACCCUAUUCCCAAAGGAGAGCUGCGCCAGAGGGUUAACGGGAUACAGGGUCAAUCCUCAGCGUGCAAACAGGACAAGCAAACGCGUGGGAUUCACGAACUCGAGACCAAAGGAAUCGAGUCCAAAUUCAUUAGCCCGACUAUUUUUUGGGGGAUGAGGGUGGGGGCGGGGGACACCUCAGCCACUUCUUCCUAGAGAAAGCAAAGUAUUCCGGGACUAGAAAUUCAAAUGCCAAAGGCACGGAGGAGAAAGAAGGUAAAAGUCUAACGCCAUUAGAAAAAAAAUAAAAUAGUGAAGAACCUGCUGUCAGUAUAGAACGUGAGUCCGAUUUAAAGUGUCCAGUUUUAAUACCUUGUAAGAAAAAAAAGAAAAAAAGAAAGAUAAUUUCUACCAGGUUUUCCUAUGUACUUGUAUUUUAAAGGAAGUACAGUCACCUUAUUUAUAAUCAAAAUAAAAAGAUAGUUUAUUGUGUACAACAUGUAGUUGGAAUUAACGUUCUUUAUCAGGCUGUGUUUAAUUUUCUACAUUUCCAUAUAUUUAAUUUUGUGCAUAUCCAACCCCACACGCCCGCACACGGCCACGCAGGUUCGCCCGCACAGCCCACCGCGCUCCUCAGGCGGAGGGCAGCCGCACGCUGCUGCUCGGUGCGACACAGGCGGGCUUCGCUUGGUUGGUUUGGGGGUUGUUUUUGGUGUCGCACUGUUUUUCUAAGGGGGGGGGGUCGUUAGUUUGCUCGUUUGUUUGUUGGGGGUUAUUUUGUGCAGCCGUUUGGGAAGUUGGUAAAGAAGGAGAUGGGGAGAAAGUGCGUGCGCGCACGUGGGUGGGUGCGCCAGGCUUAGGCACAGAACGUAAAUAUUAUCUAUCGGUAAUGCAAGGCAGCUGGACGGUAACUUUUCUGCAAAUAUAUAAAGCAUAUGAAGCUAAACAGCUCGUGUCUGACGAGCUCUAAAUCCCCGUAAUUCUCUAUUUUUCAGGUCCCAAACAUCCCUUUUGUGAGUGUAGCAAAACAAGAAAUAUCUCCCUUCUAAAAGACCUCGUAGCGUGUUCUCCUUUGCAUCUGCUGCUCGGUUAGGUUUUUAAAUUUCCAAAUCCAUAGAAAGCGACCGCAGUCAUUGAAACACCUCGGAAUUACAGAGGUAUUACGAAAUAAUCAUAUUUUUGAAGUGAAAAAAAACCCAGGUUGCCUGGGAUGGAAACAACCCAACUUCCAAUUUAAGUAGCAGCUUUUGAAAGCUCCAGUUCUUUAUUUAUACAAGAUAGCCGGUGCUAGUCGGACACCAAGUGCUAGUCUGGAUGGAGAAAAAGGGAAGUACACGGAAGGGAAAAAAAGUAUCGGAUUCUUUCUGACCCCCUCCCCCUUAUUUCUAACUGGAGGACAUCACGUGUGUCAACAGGAAUUUCGAGACCUUUCAUUCUUUAGGUUAUGUCCUGUUUUAUACAGCGACAUUCUUAACUAACCCAAAGAUUAUUCCUUUUUUUUUUUUUUUUUUUUUUUUUUUUUUUUGGUUCUUCUGCGCAGAAUAUUCAUUUCAGAUCUACAGCAUCAUGUUAAGCAUGGCAGGGGGAUGGGUGGGGGGGCGGCAGAGUGUCUGGAGCUUAGUGCUGUUAUUUCUGCUUGAAGAAGAAAGUGUUGGGGAUUCCUGGUCCGUGGUGCAGAGCUGCCAGCUUCCGCGGAGGAAGCGAGAGCAGGGCUAAAUUUAAGGAUUUUUUUAAAAUUAGGGUUAGUUUCUCCCGGAGUUUAUACCGAAGACCGAGGGGAAAGUGCUCCGGUUAAGUGGACAUUUCUCCUUCCCACGUAAUUAAUGCGCGUUCUUUCAAACCUAGGAACGUUCAAAAGUGAGGAGCACCGAAAGGUAUUAAUACAGCCGAGAAAUAUUACAGCCCCCGCCCCCGAAUAUUGGAGUUAGCAUGUUUGAUACAGAUCCAGUCAGUGACUUUUCAUUACAGACUUUGGGGGAAAUAAAGUAAUUUUAUUGUGUCUCGACAACCUCAUAUACACAUAUUUGGUGGUGGGUGUAAUUACUGUAAUGGAUUAUUAUGUACACUGACUUAUCUUUCUUAAACUAGAUUUAGUUUCGAUUAAAUAAACUCGUUUCCACUUUGUCUGA
Messenger RNA from Motacilla alba alba, 5853 nucleotides. It is a transcript of the gene NKX2-1, whose product is annotated as NK2 homeobox 1. Gene Ontology annotation, cellular component: nucleus. Bases 1651 to 2688 code for a protein of 345 amino acids. Gene Ontology annotation, molecular function: DNA-binding transcription factor activity, RNA polymerase II-specific; RNA polymerase II cis-regulatory region sequence-specific DNA binding. The transcript is spliced from 3 exons. Gene Ontology annotation, biological process: regulation of transcription by RNA polymerase II; cell differentiation. The record is from RefSeq and is a predicted model, not a curated record. NCBI's taxonomy places the organism in Eukaryota, Metazoa, Chordata, Aves, Passeriformes, Motacillidae.